Humulus lupulus (European hop) is the source of this 2097-nucleotide messenger RNA. RefSeq lists its product as uncharacterized. Gene Ontology annotation, biological process: deoxyribonucleotide catabolic process. The coding region runs from base 631 to 1710 and encodes 359 amino acids. The record is from RefSeq and is a predicted model, not a curated record. Gene Ontology annotation, molecular function: 5'-nucleotidase activity. The transcript has 6 exons. Lineage: Eukaryota; Viridiplantae; Streptophyta; Magnoliopsida; Rosales; Cannabaceae.
AUAAAAGAGAGAGAAAAAGAAAGAGCGGUGAAUUGGAGUGGAGGGAGAGAAACCAAACUUAUUCGAAAAAUAAAAAAUAAAAAUUUUCGAAAAGGAAAAAUCGAAAAUAAAGCCAGAAUCUUCGCACUAACCAAUAAUUAGGUAUUCUUCUUCGACUCACAAUUUCAUAGAUUUAGAUUCCCCUUCCUUAACCCUAAAAAGAGAUACAGUGAGACUCUUUUUCAUCAGCAUCGGCCAUUGGGCAUUGGUGAUUGGCGGUGGUAGGAAACAAUUCAAUUUCAUUACGUAUUAUUAUAUUAUUCUUGUUCUUUUUAUGUUUUCUUAGUUUUUUCUUGGAUUGGAAUUUUCAUGAAUAUUCCCAAUCAAACGUCAUCCUUGACCCAACUUUUACCCUAAACCCUUGGGAUUUUUCUCCACUCUCCAUUUUCAAUUUCUCGCAUUCUUGGUUUGGCUUUUGUUUGAUUCGCCAGAGGAAGGGAGCCCACCGCCACCCAGAUCGUAACUUUUUGUUUUUUAUGGGGUUACCGAAUUGGGUUUCUUAGGGUUUAGUAUGUGCUUGUGUUAUGAUGUUGAAGGUGGCGGUAAUGGCGGCGUCGGCGCUGGUAGGGAUUUCUGUGUGAGGCUUUCGUUAUGUUGUUGUCGAAGAAACAAGGCAUAGUUCGCUUCUUUUUCAAGGAGAUGGCUGCUCUUGCAAUUCGCAGCGACGUUUUUCUCAACAGAGGAUUUCAAAUCGACCCUUCUUAUUCUUCUUCGGAGCAAUCUUGCUUCACCAAGUUUCCACUUUCGACGCGUUAUUAUAGUAAUACUACUGUGAGAGGUUGCUUUGAUUCGGAUUCUCUUAAUAAUAAUAAUCGAGAUCCUCGUCGUCGUUCACUCCAUACUAAUAGUAGUAAAGCCAAUAAUGGGGCUCGUCUAAGCAGUGGCUUUGAUCAUCAUAAGGCUCAAUUCGUUCGUGAUUUGGAAUUGGAGGGCUUUUCUGCUUUGCAAGACGUCUGUGCCACCGAUGCUCGUACCUUGGCCCCAAAUGGUAGUGACGCAGCAUCAUAUGGGCGUAGCAAGCUUCUUGGAUUUCCUAACCAUUCUUUGCCCCGUGAAAAAUUUGCUGUUGCCGUUGACGUAGACGAGGUUCUGGGAAACUUUGUAUCGGCUCUGAACAGAUUUAUUGCGGACCGUUAUUCUUCAAACCAUUCAGUUUCGGAAUACCAUGUCUACGAGUUCUUCAAGAUAUGGAACUGCUCCCGCAAUGAAGCUGAUCUUCGCGUCCAUGAAUUCUUUAAGACGCCAUAUUUCAAGACUGGGAUUCACCCUCUGCCAGGUGCUCAGAAAGCGAUCCACAAGUUAUCAAGAUUCUGUAACCUUUCUGUUGUGACGUCUAGGCAGAAUGCCAUUAAGGACCACACAAUCGAGUGGAUUGAGAAGCACUUUCCAGGACUGUUCCAGGAGAUCCACUUUGGCAACCAUUUUGCUCUCAAUGGAGCUUCAAGGCCCAAGUCUGAUAUAUGCAGAUCUUUAGGAGCAAAAGUUUUAAUUGAUGACAAUCCUAGAUACGCCAUCGAAUGUGCUAAUGUUGGAAUCAGGGUUCUACUUUUUGAUUAUGAGAACUCUUAUCCUUGGUGCAAAAGCAAUUCCAUCGACAAACAUCCCCUUGUGACCAAAGUUUAUAACUGGGAAGAAGUGGAGCAACAACUUAACACACUGAUUUUUCAUUAGUAAUAUCAACAACUGAAAAGGAUCCAGUAGACUUAUAAAAUGAUUAUCCACCGAUUUUUAUGCCCAGAAGCCUCUAGUGGAUGCUCAAGAGUUUUGGGUGAAGCAGCUCUAAGAAGACAGUGGAAAUAGAAUGGUCCUGGAUAGUUGGCUUAAGGAAAUUAUGAUAACUAAAUGGGAUAUUGAAGAAAAUAUUAGGGAUGCCUCAUUUUGGACGUGACAGAGAUGUCAUGUUAUUGGAAAGUUAGUUGCAUUUACUUCUAUUAGUAUCUUAAUACAUCUAUUAUUUGUUUGGGUCAGACAGAUUUAAUUGACUGGCCCGGUUGAAAUGUACAUAUUCAAUUGUUUACAUUCAUGAAAGGCUGCGAUAAUCAAAGCUCGUCCCCUUUA